AUGCCUGCAAAUCCAUCAGGUGUCAAAGGAAUUUCAACCCUCUUCGCUUUCACUCCUCGCCAAGUGUUGUUAAGCAACCGAACCAUGAAGCACGACGCAGACAACGGAACCGUGAAAUCGGAACAGAAGGUGAAGCUUUUUCUUCAUCAAUCUAUUGCUCUUUACUUGGAGCAUUCUGGAUUCUCCAAAACCCUGAAAAAGUUUCGCUCUGAAGGGAAAAUCGAGAAAGGUAAUACAGAGGGUUCAACAGUUGAUCUAGAAGAAUUGUGCCGCAAACAUUUAGAAACAAGUAGCAAGGAUGCUAAGUCAGCUAUCGAUGAUCAAAAGAUGCAAGUUGCAGGUCUGCACUCCAAAAAUGAAGUGGAAAAGUCCAAGGGAAAAAAGAAAAAGAAAAGCGGCUUAGUUUCUGAAUCUGUUCUUAAUAACGUUGAAGAUAACCAACUGGAGUCACCGACUGUGGUUACAGAAGAUAAAGUUAAGGAUGAUUUAUCCACAGAUGCCAAAGUUGAUAAUGGUGCUGAGACAGAGAAGCAGUCCAAACAUAAAUCGAAAAAGAACAAAAAGUCCAAUGUUGAAGGGGAUGCGAAAGAGCAGAUUGCAGUUACAGAUAAUAAAGAGAAGGAAGAUUUAUCCAUAGAUGCCAAAGCUGAAAAUGGUACUGAGACAGAGAAGAAGUCCAAGCAUAAAAAAAAGAAGAAAGAUAAGUCAAAAAGUGAUGGGGAUGCAAAAGAGCAGAUUGGAGAUCCUGAUGCAGCUGUUUCAGAAAAAGAGAAUUUCAAAGCAUCCAAUGAAGAAGCAACGCCUGAGAAGAAAGAUUCUAAGAAAAGGAAAAGAUCAAGUUCUAAAGAAAAUGGUGAUCAAGAUACCGAAAUAAAGGAAGAUGAAGAAACCAAACGCAGAAAAAUAGAAGAUUUGAAAGAAUCUCAGGGUGGAGAUCAAUCAGCCAAAACUGAUGGGCACUAUGAGAAUGGGGCAGAAAAAUCUUCUGAGCAAAAGUCUCAGAAGAAAAAGAACAAGGAGUCAGUUGAGAAAAAACCAGCGAAGGCGCCAUUUCAGCGAGUACAAGUUGAUAAGAUAGAGUUUGUUGAUGAGAGGCUUCAGGAUAACUCUUAUUGGGCAAAGGGUGGUGCUGAGAGUGGAUAUGGUGCAAAAGCAGAAGAAAUUCUUGGCCAAGUCAGAGGAAGGGAUUUUCGUCAUGAGAAGACGAAGAAGAAACGUGGGACCUAUAGAGGAGGAGUUAUUGAUUUAAACUCCCACUCAGUUAAGUUUAAUUAUUCAGAUGAGGAGUGA
This is a messenger RNA of Vicia faba (fava bean), 1290 nucleotides long. The record is from the annotation of a GenBank genome assembly. NCBI's taxonomy places the organism in Eukaryota, Viridiplantae, Streptophyta, Magnoliopsida, Fabales, Fabaceae.